AGAGUGGACAAGCUCUGAGGAUGAAUCAGGGCUGUGUUGUGGAGGAGGCUAUUGUCUCUAGGACCCCUGCAGUAUUUAUUGCAGAAGGUGGAAGGCACAGGGCAAGCGAUUCUUAUUAUGUCACUUAGACCUACAUCUCCGGACUUGUCUCUUGUUGCACCCUCCGCCUGCUCCACUUUGUCAGUUCUGCCAGCCUCAAUGCCUUUUUUUGCCACUACCUACUGCUCCAGUCUCUGCACUGCUUGCCAUGCUGUCUUUUAUGCAUGAGCACCCACAGCAGGUUAACUGCAGAGGCUUUCCAGAUGCCAGAAAUUGUCUGACCACUUGCUGGCAAUGGAACUGCUGAAGAUCCUGCCUUGGCAUCGUGCUGUCUUGGCAGUUGUCCUGAAUCUGCUGGCUCUCUGCCUCUCUACCACAGCCCUGCUUGGCAGCUACUGGUGUGUUGGGACCCAGAAGGUGCCCAAGCCUUUGUGUGGAAAGGACAAAGCCACCAAGUGCAUCGGUGUGCACGUGUCUGCGGGCGGAGGUGCUGCCAAUUCUUCAUCCCAGGAUGUAGUGCACUACAGCUGGGAGACUGGAGAUGACCGCUUUGCCUUCCGAUACUUCCACACUGGCAUGUGGCUUUCCUGUGAGGAGAACAUGGAAGGGUCAGAUGAGAAAUGUCGUAGCUUCAUCGAGCUUUCACCCCCAGCAGAGAGAGGAAUCCUGUGGCUGGCGUUGGGUUCGGAGAUGGUCUACAUCAGCUUGCUGGUCAUUAGUUUCAUCCUGCUGCUGGUAGAAAUGCUGUACACUGGGAAUCCAGUCUGCGGGCUGAAGCUCAAUGCCUUCGCUGCUGUCUCCUCUGUGCUGUCUGGCCUGCUGGGGAUGGUGGCUCACAUGAUGUACUCACAAGUCUUCCAAGCGACUGUCAAUCUGGGGCCAGAGGACUGGAGACCGCACUCAUGGGACUAUGGCUGGGCUUUCUACACGGCCUGGGCCUCCUUCACCUGCUGCAUGGCCUCUGCUGUUACCACCCUCAACACUUACACCAAGACCGUGCUGGAAUUCAAGCGUAACCAUAUCAAAGGCUAUGAUGGGAGCUUCAGGGACCAGUCACAGCACCAUCAGUGCUUCAUGCCGAAGCAGCAGUACAGGGAGCAGAUGAGCAGCUACUACCAGCAGCGAGACAAGUCUCUCCACUCCAUCUCAGAGGGGGUCGACUUUUACUCUGAGCUGCAACAGAAGGUGCUACAGCAGGAACCUGGACUGGAGUUAGAUGAGGUCUUGGGACAGUCCAUGGAAGAAGAUCACUGUUAGGGACGGGGGAGUCGGCUGCUUGGGAAGCGGUAGGGAGAUUGAGGUCUGAACCAAAUACUAGUAUCACUUAUCAAGUUCUCUGGUGUUCUGGUUCCUUUCUUUAACACUUGUGGGGGGCUGGGAGGAGGAAAA
Molecule: messenger RNA, 1428 nt
Organism: Chelonoidis abingdonii (Abingdon island giant tortoise)
Lineage: Eukaryota; Metazoa; Chordata; Testudines; Testudinidae
Source: RefSeq, a predicted model, not a curated record